CAGAAUAUUAAGAGCGACGUUCAGAUGUGUUGUAUUGUGAAACAUUACAAAUAAAUUUUCAUGAAUUUAUGAAUAUAAUAUAUUGACAUUCCAUAUGAUUCAUAAUUAUAAGUUCUAUAAACUCUAUGCGUGUUAUCUACAACAAAAAGGUUGUGUCAAUAAAUAGGAAAACAGGAUUGAGAAAUGGAAAAUAUAGAAAAAUACAGUGCAAGAGUAAAUACCAACGAAUUACUUGCUUACCAACGUGAUUUGAAAGAAGAAAAAGAGCUUCUUCAAAAUAUGCUGAUAAAGAUUGAUAAGCAGAUACAUGGAUUACAAGUGGAACAGCUUCACUUACUGGGAUUAAUGAAUAAAUCUUUGAGAGGUGCAGAACAACCCAUGUCACACAAAUCAGUAGAUGAUAAUCAAGAAGAUCUCACAAAUAACUCUCUGGAUUUAUCUGUAGCCACAACUUUCAAGCAUUACGAGGAAGAAAUGGAAGAUGAAGAUGACAUUUAACAAUAGUUAAGUGAAUCUUAUAACCUAAAAGGAAUAUAAAUUAUGUACAUAUUAGUUAUGAUAUAGUUUAAUUACUUUGUUAAGCUUACUUUUUUAUAAAAAGUAAAACUAAAA
This is a messenger RNA of Osmia lignaria (orchard mason bee), 612 nucleotides long. RefSeq lists its product as uncharacterized. Gene Ontology annotation, biological process: transcription by RNA polymerase II; transcription initiation at RNA polymerase III promoter. Gene Ontology annotation, cellular component: nucleus. NCBI's taxonomy places the organism in Eukaryota, Metazoa, Arthropoda, Insecta, Hymenoptera, Megachilidae. The record is from RefSeq and is a predicted model, not a curated record.